AAAAUGGAGGGCCGACGACGCAGGCAUGGCGUUGCACACGAAUGGGGCAGAAAAGUCUGCGACCCAUUGCAAUAUUGUUCCUAAUCCUAAUGACGAUAACGCAAUCAACUCUUGCUUUCCACAAAGUCGUGUCGCGAUCAAACGGUCAUUCUUCAUCGUUGACGGCUCGUGCCGCGGAUAAUUCGUCCUUGCUUGAAUGCCUGGAGGUUGCGCCACCAAUCCUUAGCCCAAGUGGAGGAUGUCAGCAGACUUUGAUGGUGUACACAUUUGCUUUGUCAUACGGACAGCCUUUCGUGGGCGACUAUGCUCCGCCAGAAUGCGACUUCAAUCGUGUAGCUAUCGAGUUUACGGUCACUUCGGCAGGGCGGCAGUUCGACAGACUAGCUUUGAUGUACCUGGACGACAUCGAGGUCUGGCGGACAUCGACGGCCGAGCCAACGUCAAGCGGUAUAAUAUGGACCUAUACCAAGGACAUGUCCGCAUAUUCGGUUCUCUUCAGAUCACCACACAAGCUCAUUUUUGAUCUCGGCAACCUGAUAGAUGAUACGUACACCGGUUCAUGGAACACGACAUUGACGGCUACAUUCUUCACGGCCGAUGAUACGACGAAGCCUGCAGACAUCAUUUUGCCUGUAUCAGCUCGGAGGUCAGCUGCAAAUCAACCGAGUGCUUUUGUUGUACCAGACACGAAAGCCAUCAACACAUUGGAGCUGCCCAAGAACACAGAGAAGGCGGUCUUCACUAUCUCUGCUUGCGGUCAAGCUGCAGAGGAAUUCUGGUGGAGCAAUGUGUUCAACUCGGAUACAAAAGCCUUUGGCAAUGACACCACGUUAUACGGACAUUCAUCUUUUCGAGAGUUGCAGCUACUAAUCGAUGGCAACCUUGCUGGCGUGGCGUGGCCUUUCCCGGUCAUAUUCACUGGAGGCAUUGUUCCCGGGUUCUGGCGUCCUGUCGUAGGUAUAGACGCGUUCGAUCUCAAGGAAGACGAGAUCGACAUCACGCCAUUCUUGCCAUUGCUCAAUGAUGGCAAUACGCACGCGUUCGAAAUACGCGUUGUCGGCAUUGAUGACGAUGGGAAGGGUAAUGGCCAGCUUACGGAGAACAUUGAAUCGAAUUGGGUGGUGACCGGCAAGAUCUUCAUCUGGACGGGAACAGCUAUGAAUUUGUCUAUAGGCACCGUCCCCAUCAUUUCAGCCCCGGCACCUUCGAUCAAGUUGCAGUCAAUCACAAAGCGGUCGGUCAACGGGACGGUGAGCGCACUUGACUACUCCAUUCAGGUGUCACGUCAGCUGUCCGUCGAAUCCACCAUCAUGACCUCUGCAGGUUCGCAGACUGUAUCGUGGAAGCAAGAUCUCACUUUCUCAAACACCGGUACUCUCAGCAAUGGUGGCAACGACCAAGUGGAUCAGCAAGCCACUAAAGGCACGAGCAUCUCCUCCACAGGUUUUAGUCGGUCCUUUGACUACCCACUUUGGGUGAUCUCGUCCUAUAAUGCACCUGCGGGUGGAAAUGUUACAAUAGAUGCAAAAAUAGCACGUGGGAAGAACGUUCAGCAAACGGGUGACUUAGCAUUCCUGAACGAAUGGAGAACUUUCGAUCACGCAAGCCUUCACUCAACGCCGUACAGCGUAGCCUUCACCGGAUCGAAUACAACGAAUUGGCAGAAUGGCACUGCAUCAUACCUAUCUGUACCCGCAAUCAAGAAGUCAUUUGGCACCGGCACGACGGAGCAGUUCCUCAUUCUCAGUGGCACAGCCGGAUCAGUGGACUAUGGGAGCGGAAAGCUAUAUCAGAGGCACAUCAUUGCAGCGAAUAAUACCGUCGUAUCCGACCAGGAAAGGUUCGGUGAUCAGGCGGUCCAGCGAAGUCGCAUCAACCUCGCCAACCAAUCGCCUAUUGCAGGUGGACUAGAUGAAUAUGCGGGCCGUGGCGUCAGAGCCCUGCUCGGGCGGGGACCGUUGUAG
Messenger RNA from Parastagonospora nodorum SN15, 1964 nucleotides. RefSeq lists its product as hypothetical. The record is from RefSeq and is a predicted model, not a curated record. NCBI's taxonomy places the organism in Eukaryota, Fungi, Ascomycota, Dothideomycetes, Pleosporales, Phaeosphaeriaceae. Bases 42 to 1964 code for a protein of 640 amino acids. The transcript is spliced from 2 exons.